UUGUGUGGUGUCACUUUGUCUUAUGAUCUGUACUGCUGAACCUGAGCCAGUGACUAGAGAGGACUUCUUAAAGUAUUCCUGUGACUUCACUCUGGAUCCAAACACAGCAUACAGACAACUCCAUCUAUCUGAGGGGAACAGGAGGGUGGAGAGGAGACUUAAGGUCCAGUCAUAUCCUGAUCAUCCAGACAGAUUUGAUUGGUAUGAGCAGGUGCUGUGUAGAGAGGGUGUGUCUGCACGCUGCUACUGGGAGGUUGAGUGGAAUAAUGGGGGUGUUGAAAUAGCCGUGGCAUAUAAAAGCAUCGGCAGGAAAGGACGGGGUAAUGCACAUUCCAAGUGCGAGUUUGGACGUAAUGAUCAGUCCUGGGGCCUCAUGUACAAAGAAGUCUCCAGCUCCUCCUUCUGGCACAAUGCUGAAGAGACUGAACUCCCUCUAGUGGCCAGCUCCAGAAUAGGAGUGUAUGUGGAUCACAGGGCAGGAACUCUGGCCUUCUACAGCAUCAGGGGAGACACAAUGACCCUCCUGCACAGAGUCAACACCACAUUCACACACACACUCUACCCUGGGUUUUAUGUACAUGCUGGAUCCUCAGUGCAGCUGUUGUUAGGCUCCUAA
This is a messenger RNA of Engraulis encrasicolus (European anchovy), 616 nucleotides long. RefSeq names its product tripartite motif-containing protein 16-like. The transcript has 3 exons. Gene Ontology annotation, molecular function: protein binding. The record is from RefSeq and is a predicted model, not a curated record. Bases 23 to 616 code for a protein of 197 amino acids. Lineage: Eukaryota; Metazoa; Chordata; Actinopteri; Clupeiformes; Engraulidae.